AUGAGGCAUGUCCUCAUCAUCCGAGUCUUCAUCCUCAUCCAGGUCUUUCAGGGUGUUCCUGUGACAUCACUCCGAUUCCUGUUUGAUGGGCGGAGGAUCAAUGAUGAGGAAACCCCAAAGCAGCUCGACAUGGAGAAUGAUGAUGUGAUUGAAGUGUAUCAAGAGCAGACUGGAGGUUUUUGAAAUCUGUGAACACUUGAAAGAAUGAAUGUGUGAGUGUCCUGGAGAAUGUCAGGAGCAGCCUGGAAGAUUUCAACCUGUGUUGAAUGUAAAAGGAUGAAUGUACUGAAUGAUUUGCAUUAUUGGCCAUAGCAUUUUCCCAUCCAUCCAUCAAGAUUCAAGACUUCUUUCUGUCUGUUGGAGUCAUUGGUUGCACUUACCUGUACAAUAAUGCUAAAACACUAAAUAUUUAAUGGAAGCAAACCCAAGAAACUGAACAGCUCUGUAAGCAGUUUUCCAUUUUUGAUCUGUGAGAGGCUUUUCCUUUCAUUUGUCCUACCUGAGAGGUAAUAAACUCUCCCCACUGUCACCUAGUGAUUUUCUUUUUUAUAGCUCUGAAUUGAUCAAGAUUUGUCACAUGGGUUAGGAAAGAGAUUGGGAAUGGGGUCAUUCAUCUUUCAUACCCUGAAUUUAAUAAAAAUUGUGGGAGGUAUCACAUGGACUUUUCUGUAUUUGUCAUGGAGGUUUGCCCAUUGAGGAAAAACUCAUCAAAUAUUUUUGCAUUCAUUCCCAAGGGUUACCCCAAUAAAGCAACAUUUUUACUCA
This is a messenger RNA of Darwinula stevensoni, 765 nucleotides long. NCBI's taxonomy places the organism in Eukaryota, Metazoa, Arthropoda, Ostracoda, Podocopida, Darwinulidae. The record is from the annotation of a GenBank genome assembly.